Molecule: messenger RNA, 4669 nt
Organism: Dinoponera quadriceps
Lineage: Eukaryota; Metazoa; Arthropoda; Insecta; Hymenoptera; Formicidae
Gene: Ork1
Product: open rectifier potassium channel protein 1
Exons: 7
Coding region: 307-3654 (1115 amino acids)
Biological process (GO): potassium ion transmembrane transport; stabilization of membrane potential
Cellular component (GO): membrane
Molecular function (GO): potassium ion leak channel activity
Source: RefSeq, a predicted model, not a curated record
AUAACAUCGUCCUCGUGAGUCGCUUGUCACCACGCCAUCGACGCGAUUGCCGUCGGCAAUCGUAAGGAAGCGCCGAAGGGAGGCGCGCAACGGGAGAGACUUAGUACGCUUGUGGCGAGCGAGCCGAGUGCAGGCCGGCUCGAUCCGCGCGCAGGAGAGAGGGCGGCGAUGAACAGGACCGGCAGGUGUUCCUGACGAAGGGAUAUAUCAUGAUCACUUGACCGCCCGUCGAAUCGCGGAAUCGCUCCCACAGUCCGGAUUGCCCGCCGCCACCGGGUUACCCGCAGCCCCCUCACGAGGCCGAGGAUGUCCAAGAAACAAUGGCUGGUCCUGCUGAUGCUGUUCCUUACUUACCUGCUGUUGGGCGCAUCCAUCUUCUACCACAUCGAGGGCCGCGAAGAGAUCGAGAAGAUCGAGAAGGCCAAGCUGGAACGUAUUCAGAUCAACGCGCUGCUGCACAAGCACUAUAUUCCUAGUCCUCGUCACAAUCAAACCGAGAUCCUGGAUAAGCUCACGGAGUACUGCGAGAAGUCGGUGUUCAAUUAUACCGAGGGCGAAGAGGACCGAAAGCGAUGGGACUUCUACAACAGCUUCUACUUCGCUUACACGGUCGUCAGCACUAUCGGAUACGGCAACCUGGCGCCCACGAACACGCUCAGCCGCAUCCUGAUGAUAUUCUACGGCCUGGUGGGCAUCCCCAUGAACGGGAUCCUGCUGACGCAGCUGGGUGACUUUUUCAGCCAGGUGUUCAUCCGGGCUCAUCGCAAGUACAAGUCCUACAAGCAGAGCCAGGCCAACUACUCGCCCAAGAAAACGACGCAUCUGGAGACGCGCAAGGUGGGCCUGGCCGCGCAGAUCUUCAUGUACCUGACGCCGGGCUUCGUCAUGUUCAUCUUCUUCCCGGCCUUCUUGUUCUCGUAUUACGAGGGCUGGACUUACGACCAGGCGGUCUAUUACGCCUUUGUUACGCUGACGACCAUCGGUUUCGGCGAUAUCGUUGCAGGUCAGGACAACACGAAAGGCAGCGGCCCGCUGUUCAUCAUGUACAAGACGUUCCUGAUCUGCUGGAUCUCCUUCGGACUGGGCUACAUCGUCAUGAUAAUGACGUUCAUUGCUCGCGGUAUGCGCAGCAAAAAGAUCACGAGGCUCGAGCACAGACUGGCGAUGAAUCUCAAGCACACGCAGAGCAGGAUUUGGAACGAGUUUAACAAAGAGGUCAAUUACCUGCGCCGCGUUUUCAACGAGCUGCAGCUUUCUAAGGUCAAAAGGGUGUACGUGGACGAGUACGACUACGAAGUGCCUCUGGCGAAACUCUCGCGCAGCAACAGCUUCCCGGAUCUCCGUACCUUGGUGAUAGGUGGAUUCACGGAGGAUCACACACCGCCUCGUCCGCGACGACGAGCUAACAGCGAGGUGGUGCCAGCGGACGAGCUGACGCGCGUAGUAUCCGAGACGGACUUGCAAAGGAUAGACAAGACCGCGACGUUCGCCGCGCACGCGAUGGUGCAGCCGGCGGAGCUGCUGGCGCGGCUGGUGAACAUCCUCGGGUACAUACCGCCGCCGCCGGACGACAUGAACGACUGGGAGCAGGACGAGGACCAUCAGUCGGCUCAGGCUGACGUGUCUUCGAACGAUCAGUUCAAAACGGCGGACUCGUACAAUUCCACGAAGCAGGGCCUGCCGAAGGUCUCGCAAUGGAGGAUCGGCGGCGAGAGGUUCCCGUUCACCAAACCCCGCUCGAGGGCGACCAGCGAAGUGCGGCUGCACGUAACGAAGAACGACUUCAAUCAGGAAAACAGCGAGUGGACCUGGUCGGGCCCGACGGCUUCGAAGAAGCUGCAGGAGCUGAUGAAAGCGCGCGACACGACCCCACUGCCAACGUCGAAGGACAGCGGCGGCAAGUACAGAUUCCCGUCGUUCGCCGCGACGAAGAAUCUCUUCCCCCGCUGGAGGAGGCAGAGUAAGAGGACGUCGGUCACGGCGAAGAGCACGGACAAAGCGGUCGUGGAGAACAACGAGAAGAGCAGCCAGCAGAGCUCGACUGGCCCGUUGCCCCCGAUGUAUCUGGACGACAGGCGCGAUUCGACCGCGAAGAAUUACUACACGCACGACGGCAGUAACUUGUCGAAUUACCUGGAGGGCAACACUUUACUGGAGGAGACUAGCUUGGCGGACUUCCUCAGGGCGUUGACCGCCCUCCACACGAGGGUGGGGACAGUGCCCGAUGAGUACGUCGCGAAGCCGAAGAGGAAACUGGGCACGGCCAGUUUGACGCCGCCGAAGCUGCCCAGUUUGUUCACGCUGUUCUCGUCGGGGUCGGCCGCGCAGAGCAACCAGAACACCGUCACCGGGACGCAGUCGUACCAGUCCAGCCGAAGAGUGUCUCUGAGGACGGCCGACAGCACUCAUACCACCGGCUCCAACACACCGGCCUUCUUCAGGAGGGAGAGCGCCCCUGUGAAGCCUAGGAGAUUCUCCCUGAGGCCGGUGGCGACCCCGGUGAGCCCUCCCACGCCGCCCGAUUACGGACCACCGCGGCUGCCGAAUCUGCACCCGUUGACUCUGCGGGUAGACGAGCGCAAUCUGCAAGAGCCCUACGCUUCCACGGAAGCUUUCCUCUCGGUGUCGCCGAAGGAGCCGCUCGUGACCAUGGAGGGGCCGCCCGGCAUCUCCUCGCCGAUGAAGCCGGCGUCCGGGAUUCGGCGUUUCUCGAUAAGACCCGCGCAGCUGAGCGCUCAGACGAGCCCGACUAACACCAUCACACCAUCGUUGCACACGCCGAAACAGCUGUCGAAGUGGAAAGCCGGCAUACUCCAACGGCAACUGGGCCAGAUGAACCUGCAGCGUCGCGUCCGAGCGUUCAGCCUCAGCGACGUCAACAGCAGCAGGCGCGAGAAGAGCCCAACGCCUGUCAGCCCGCUCGCCAUCGACAACAGCAACAAGAGCCAGCUCGCCAACAAAUUAGUCGACGUCAGCAGGGUGAACCAGAAGACGGUGACCAUCAUGUCGCCCGCUGAGGAGCUGAGCAUGACCUCGAAGAGCGAGCCCCGAAGCACCGCAAUACCACCGGCUCCUGCGGCUUCGAGGGAGGAGCAAGUGUCGUCGUGGAGGAGCCGCGAAAACGCCGCUUCCUCAGUUAACCCCUUCGCUUCAGGCAUUUCCGAUGAAUCGAAGCAAACUGCAGCGACCUCGCGCGUGGACGGCGGAAGGCGCUGCCAGGAGGAUGGGACUCGUUACGGUACGACGUCCUCUGGUGAUAGGAGUGUCCUCGGCGAUCUGAACGAUCGCCCGCUGGGCAGGACCGUUCAGACGGGAGUGCGGAAGACGAAUGUAGACGUGAAGGCAAAAGUGCCCUCGCUCGGGACGGAGAAACAAAGUGAUGCGUGUGUGACCGAUCAUUCCCGUGAGCCUCGGGACAACCCCUCGAACGCGACGUCCUCGACGAGCGCUCGCCCGGACUCGAGGUGGCAGAAGCCCAGCGUGUCGAUAAACUUUUACAAGCCGUCGCGGCAAGUGGUGAUAGAGAAGCCGGCGGUCGAUCCUUUCGAGCAGUACCGAGCUAUGACGAGGAAGUCUAGUCGGAAGGAAGACGCGGACUUGGAGGAAGUCAAAGUCGAGUGUUCUCAUGCGAAACGCGAUGAAACGGACAAGUAGCGAUCGAGCUGGGCGCGUCCGAAGACCGGAAGGGCUUUCCUUUCCUCGUUUCUACUCGUAGAAGGAAUAUUUGAUCAGUUAUCUGAUUAGAUUCCACCCGAUUCAAUAAUUAUAUAUCAGGCUUCUCCGAAUUUUUCGGGUACAACCUGCACUACCUCGCCUGACGGAGGUCUGUAAUUUUCCUUAAGUGUGCUUUGUGUUCGCGUGCGUGCGGGAUAACUGACAUUAAUUAUAUCCUACGCUAGUUUGGGGACUUUCUACUGCAGCGAUUAGCAUAUAUUCGUGUUUCGCCUUAAGAGGCUGCAUCAUUUAGGGGCAACACACGAGGCAAGGACCGUGCCGAUGAAACAUAUGUUAUUUUACACACUAUUAAUCGACGCAAAAGUUUCAGGAAACUUGUAACUUUGGUCGAUCAACUUAGCGAUCAACGUCAAUUUUGUCGGUGUACAGAAGUAUUGGAUUUUCCAGACUAGUCGAAUAUACGUAGUACUUUUUACCAAGUGAACCAUUCAAUUUAAGAAUCACGAGAUAAUGUUAUUAGGCUAAGCAAUGAUAAUCAUGAGAUGUAACGUAGAUUAUAAGAGACACGCGAAUUAACGAUUAAGUUUUAACUUAAAUUCAGUAGCAUAUCGAAAACUGUGAUAUGAUGAAUACGAUAUAUUCCCGAUUUAACGGACUCACGGGCGAGCGACACACAUUGACCGAGAUGACCUGGUAAAAAACACAUAUCAAAUAGAAUAUUGAUAAAUAGCGACGUAUCGAUCAGAUAAUGGGAAAAUAUCGAGGAAUGAACUUCUUCAUCAAGUUCUUCAUCAAGUUCUUCGUCGAGUCCAUCGAGUCGAGGUCCGUGACUUCGAGGGUUUGUCGUACAGUAUUAUUUCGGAUCGUCGCCGAUAAAUUAUUAAGGCCAGUAUUAAUACUGGUCACUUGAAAUUUGUCUCAGGUGAGGUAUAAUCUGCGUUAUGUAUGUCUUACCAUUCCCUAGAUCAAGAAUUGCACAAUUUUCAACUUUACA